CACAUCUAAAGAGGCUGCAGGAAAAGAAAUGGCCAGCAACCAAGCAAUACUGCUUCUCUUCCUUGGAGAAAUCUGGAAAUCCCUUUCUGCAGCAACACCUCCAAAUGCUUCCCUGAACAGGAGAGAUGUGUGCUCCAGCACGGGGAGUCCAGGGCAAGACAAAGCUGCUCUCCAUCAACUGCUAGCAACUGGACCCAGCUCGCACAAACCUCAGCGAGCUCUGGCUGUGACCACAGCAGCCCAGCUCCCCGAGGCAGAGGCAGAAGCCAGUGAUGGGAGCUGGAUAGCAGCACUGCUGAUUGGCAUCAUCCUGGUCAGCAUGCUGGUGGCUGUUGUUAUCAUCCUGCUGUGGAAAUGCCGCAAGAGGCCAGCUCCGGUUGAUGCCAACUGGGCAGGCCGCUCUCCCUUUGCAGAUGGAGACACACCGGACAGCUUCAUGGACUCUGAGCAGGCCACCAAACGGUCAUCAGUUUUAUUUUUGCUGCCUUGGAGACUGAAGCAGGACACAAACUUCCAAGGGGAUCCCACUGCAUCAGAGAAAGCAGCCCCCUGCCCCACCAGCAAUGCAAGCAGCCAGCUGCCCCCACCAGCUGAAGGCUGCCCUGCAGCCAGUUCCCCUGCUCCCAGCACAGAUCCACCUCCAGCUCCCACCUCAGAGGCAGCAAGCACUGCACCAGACUCCUGUCCUGCACCAGACGCUUUAGUUGGACCUCCAGAGCUGCCACCUCCACCUGACUGGCUCAGGGAAUCCACUGAGGUUCACAGCUCUGAGCUCAGCAAGCACCAGGAACCUCGCUGGGAAGCAGAGGAAGAAUUGCCUCCCCCACCCCAGCUGCAGGUUCAGGAGAUUCAGGAACCACUGCCCCGGCCUGAAGCCCUCCUGUAAGCUGCCAAUGUUGACUGCCAGCACACUUCACUUUUUUUCUCAAAGGAAGUAUUCUUCAAACAACUGGAAAAAGGAGAAGCUGACACAAGCAAGAACAGUGAGACCACAGUGUGGGCAUUUCCCCAGUGUUUCUUAACUUCAGCUGUCACAAAAGGGAACAACCUGCUUCUGCCACUGCAAAACACAACCCACAGUGUGCCCCCCACCCAGCUGCAACCAGGGACUCCAGAUCCAGGGGACUGCAGAGAGCAGGGAAUGCACCCCUUGGGGUGCCAGCAUAUCCAGGGGUGGAACACACAGACAUGGAGCUGGCAAGAAGCAGCAGCUCCAGAGUUGCCUGGGGCUUCUCAGAACUGUUUGUCCUACUAAGCUGUGUAAGAGAAUGCAAUGAAUUCAAGUUAAUGGCAAUAAAGCUUUCCAAUUCAAAGGUGUUUUGGUCACUUAAAGCACAGCUGAGUAUUUGCUGAGGUAUGAAGCUUGGGAUCCCACAUGGAGUCUAGAUGCCCCCACACAAACA
Messenger RNA from Dryobates pubescens (Downy woodpecker), 1403 nucleotides. RefSeq names its product ecotropic viral integration site 2B (gene EVI2B). NCBI's taxonomy places the organism in Eukaryota, Metazoa, Chordata, Aves, Piciformes, Picidae. Bases 29 to 886 code for a protein of 285 amino acids. The transcript has a single exon. The record is from RefSeq and is a predicted model, not a curated record. Gene Ontology annotation, biological process: positive regulation of neutrophil differentiation; regulation of stem cell division.